Glarea lozoyensis ATCC 20868 is the source of this 540-nucleotide messenger RNA. RefSeq lists its product as uncharacterized. Gene Ontology annotation, biological process: mitochondrial translation. Bases 1 to 540 code for a protein of 179 amino acids. The record is from RefSeq and is a predicted model, not a curated record. Lineage: Eukaryota; Fungi; Ascomycota; Leotiomycetes; Helotiales; Helotiaceae. Gene Ontology annotation, molecular function: structural constituent of ribosome. The transcript has 2 exons.
AUGGCACAACACACAACCACGACCCGUCUCCUGACGCCCCUCCUCUCAUCCUUCCGAUCCCUAGUUCUGAGCUCCGAAACCACAGCCAGCGCAACAAUCCCCAAAACAAUGGCAACCUCCACACGAUCGUUCUCUAGCACGCCAAACCUCGCAGCAAGAGCGAAGCAGGCGAAGACGUCCGAUCCCCGAGUCAAUCUCAUUCGAUACCACAUGCAACAUCCCAAAACACCAAGACCGUUGAAGUUCUCCCGUAUGCGUGCGUUGCGACACUGGACUAUUCACAGGGCGUGGAUGUUAGCGAGACGGAAAGCUACUGAGGCUCAGGAGGCGGAAUUAAUCAGGAUGCAUCAGAGUAUGCACAGGGCUUGUGAAGAGCUUCGAAAUUUUGAUGCGCCAGGAAAGAAGGACUCGGGAAGGUUAUAUCGUAUUGCUAUGGAAAAGAAGGGUAUUUUUGGGCAUGGAGGUGUGCCGAUUGAGUAUGCUAGACCACAGACAGAUACCCCAGCGCGGGAGGCAUGGAAUCACGGGUGGACCAGAUAA